AUGAUGAAGUUUCGGUUCCGGCGGCAGGGUGCCGACCCGCACCGCGACCGCCUCCGCCACGACCUCUUCGCCUUCAGCAAGACGGUGGAGCACGGCUUCCCCAGCCAGCCCAGCGCCCUGGCCUACGACCCCGUGCUGCGCGUGAUGGCCAUUGGCACCAAGGCAGGAGCCGUCAAGCUAUAUGGCGCGCCGGGCGUGGAGCUGACGGGAUUGCACAAGGAAACGGCCACUGUCACCCAGCUGCACUUCCUGCCUGGCCAGGGCUGGCUCCUCUCUCUGCUGGAUGACAACACAGUGCACCUCUGGGAGGUCUGCCAGAAGGAGGGCUGCUCCCACCUGGAAGAGACGCGCAGCUUCGGCCUCCCGGGACGCCCAGGGUCCGGCAGCACUAACUGCUCCCCCGGCAUCACGCGGGUGACGGUGGUCCUGCCGAUGUCUGCUGGCACGUUGGUCUGCCUGGGCACCGAGGGCGGUGCCGUGUACUUCCUCACCCUGCCCACUCUGACGCUGCUGGAGGACAAGACCCUCUUCCCGGAUGAGAUCCUGCAGAGUGUCCCCGAUGACUACCGCUGCGGGAAGGCGCUGGGGCCGGUGGAAUCCAUCCAGGAGCACCCACGUGACAGCAGCCGGCUCCUCAUCGGGUACAGCCGGGGGCUGGUGGUCCUCUGGGAGCAGAGCAUGCGUGUUGUCCAGCACCUCUUCCUGGGGAACCAGCAGCUGGAGAGCCUGGCCUGGGAGCAGAGCGGGAAGAGCAUCGUCAGCUCCCACAGUGACGGCGGGUACAUGGUGUGGGCGGUGAGCGGCACCGGCCAGAGGACCCAGCAGCCCGUCAUGUCCACCAUCCCCUACGGUCCUUUCCCUUGCAAAGCCAUCAGCAAAAUCCUCUGGCGCACCUGCGAGUCGGGGAACCCCUUCAUCAUCUUUAGCGGGGGGAUGCCGCGGGCCAGCUACGGUGACCGGCACUGUGUGAGCGUGCUGCAGGGCCAGAGCCUGGCCACGCUCGACUUCACCUCCCGCGUCAUCGACUUCUUCACCGUGCAGGGCGCGGAGGUGCCCGAGGGAGGCUUUGAGAACCCCCGAGCCCUCGUGGUGCUGGUGGAGGAGGAGCUGGUGGCCAUCGACCUCCAGACGCCAGGCUGGCCCACCAUCCCCGCCCCGUACCUGGCACCCCUCCACUCCUCUGCCAUCACCUGCUCCUGCCACGUCUCCAAUGUGCCCCUCAAGCUCUGGGAGAGGAUUGUCAGUGUUGGCGAGCAGCAGAGCCCCCGGCAAUCCUCUGCGGCUUGGCCCAUUGAUGGGGGGAAGAACCUGGCCCAGGAGCCCACGCAGAGGGGGCUUCUCCUCACUGGGCACGAGGACGGCACGGUGCGGUUCUGGGAUGCCUCAGGGGUCUCCCUGAAGCCCCUCUACAAGCUGGGCACCGCCAGCAUCUUCCAGACAGACUGUGAGCACAACGACAGCCUCAACCAGGCGGGCGAGGAGGAGUGGCCGCCGUUCCGCAAGGUGGGCUGCUUUGAUCCCUACAGCGACGACCCACGUCUGGGCGUGCAGAAGAUCGCGCUCUGCAAGUACACGGCCAAGAUGGUGGUGGCAGGCACAGCAGGGCAGGUGCUGGUGAUGGAAUUGAGUGACGAGAAGUCGGAGCACGCGGUCAGCGUGGCCACAGUGGACCUGCUGCAGGACCGUGAGGGUUUCACCUGGAAGGGCCAUGACCGGCUGGCCCCCCGGAAUGGCCCCCUGCACUUCGCCCCCGGCUUCCAGCCCAGCGUGCUGGUGCAGUGCGUCCCCCCUGCCGCCGUCACCGCUGUCACCCUCCACUCCGAGUGGAACCUCGUGGCCUUUGGCACCAGCCACGGCUUUGGGCUCUUCGACUAUUACCGGCGCAACCCCGUGCUGGCCAGGUGUACCCUGCACCCCAACGACUCGCUGGCCAUGGAGGGGCCCCUGUCCCGCGUGAAGUCCCUCAAGAAGUCCCUGCGCCAGUCCUUCCGCCGCAUCCGCAAGAGCCGAGUGUCCGGCAAGAAGAGACUCAAUGCCAGCAGCCCCUCCAGCAAGGUGCAGGAGGCCAACGCGCAGCUGGCGGAGCAGGCGGGGCCCCCCGAGGUGGAGAUGACGCCGGUGCAGCGGCGGAUCGAGCCCCGCUCGGCCGAUGACUCGCUCUCGGGGGUCGUGCGGUGCCUCUACUUUGCCGACACCUUCCUUCGCGACGCCGCCCACCACGGCCCCACGAUGUGGGCAGGGACCAACUCGGGGUCGGUGUUCGCCUACGCCCUGGAGGUGCCGUCGCAGGAGAAGUUCUCGGAGCGGGCGGUGGAGGCGGUGCUGGGGAAGGAGAUCCAGCUGAUGCACCGGGCGCCAGUGGUGGCCAUUGCAGUGCUGGAUGGGCGGGGGAACCCCCUGCCCGAGCCCUAUGAGGUGUCUCGGGACCUCGCCAAGGCCCCCGACAUGCAGGGCAGCCACUCCAUGCUCAUCUCUUCAGAGGAGCAGUUCAAGGUCUUCACGCUCCCCAAAGUGAGUGCCAAGACCAAGUUCAAGCUGACGGCACACGAGGGCUGCCGGGUGCGGAAGGUGGCCCUGGUGAGCCUGGCCAGCACCAGCGCUGGCUCUGAGGAGCGGCUGGAGAACUGCCUGGCCUGUCUCACCAACCUGGGGGACAUCCACAUCUUCACUGUGCCCAGCCUGCGGCCCCAGGUCCACUACGGCUGCAUCCGCAAGGAGGACAUCAGCGGCAUUGCCUCCUGUGUCUUCACCAAGCAUGGCCAAGGUUUCUACCUAAUUUCGCCGUCCGAGUUCGAGCGCUUCUCGCUGAGCGCCAGGAACGUGACGGAGCCGCUGUGCCGGCUGGAGGUCGCCCGGCUCCAGGACACCUCCUGCCUCAGCAACAGCUUGAUGGCGACACCGAAGCUGCCACAGGCGAACGGCACCCACGUCCCGCGCAGCCCUGAGGGCCGGCACUCCCCCUCUGACAGUGACCGGUCCCCCGAGGAGCACUUGGCUGCCUUCUCGCCUGGCCCCAUUGACUCCCCCAACAGCAGCCUGGAGAACCCGCUGGACACCACCGGGGACACCACCGUGGAGGAAGUGAAGGAUUUCCUGGCGUCCUCAGAGGAAGCAGAGCGGAACCUGAGGAAUGCCAGUGAGGACGAGGCCCGGCCCACGGGGAUCCUCAUCAAGUGAGGCAUUGCUGGCCUCCCUGACCCAUCUCAGUGCUCGGAUUCCCGGGAUGCGCGACUCGACUGGACCCCCCGCGCCCCCUCCCCAUGUAACGUAGACUCGCCUCUUCUCUAACACCGCCCCGGCUCCGGCACCUUCCCCCCACACCUCCCUGCCUGGCCGCCGGCCCUGGACCCCUGAGCUGGGCCUGUGGGGCACAAACUCUUCCCGGGGAAGAUAUUUUUCUUUUUUAUACACGGUCAAGUGUCAUUGUCCCCUGCUCCAGAGCCCCCUUCCUGGGGGAUGCUGCUGCUUCCCUGGCUCCGUGGGGAGGGCUGGGGCUCGUGGGAUCCCCCUUGUCCGCCGGUUUUGGUCCCUCGGGGAGGUGGGGGACCGGGAGCCCCUGGGCACGGCCCCCCCAUACCCUGGUCUGUGUUUACAUGCCCGGCUCCCUGCAGUUUACAGGCCCGUCCCCUGCCAGCUCCGGCUGCCAUACAGGGACUGUCUCCUUCCUAGGGGAGCCCAGCAGGGACCCCCUGGCUCCCAAGCAGGCACUGGAGGCCUUGAGCAGCCCGGGGAGGGGCACAGUGGGGGGUCACAGGUGGCCUUUUUCUCUUAGUGGCUUCUCCAAGGGCUAUUCUCCAGGUUGGGCUCUGUGCCUGCUGCUCCUUUCUGACACUAAUUCCUGCCACGGGUGGGUUUGGGAUGGGAUCAUGCUGUGGGAAUACACACCAGCUCCUGGUCCUGGUCCGUGUUGGUGCUGGGCGGGGGGGGCAGAUGGGGCUGCCCCAGCUCCCUCCUGCCCCAGGCUGGGCUGCCCCACCCUGGGGGUCUCACUGUGCCAAAUCCCCCCUGGGCUCUGAGCCCAGCCUUGCCCUCCCAGGGGGCUGUGGUGAUGCCGGCUCUGUCCCCUGGCCCAUGGUAGCUGUCCCCAUGGGGCUCAGCCUGGUCCCUGCCCCUCUCUUUUUGGGGAUCCAGGGCCGUCGUGGCCCCCCCACGGGCUCUCUUGCGGUACAUGUGAAGAGCGCCG
Lepidothrix coronata (blue-crowned manakin) is the source of this 4183-nucleotide messenger RNA. RefSeq names its product LLGL1, scribble cell polarity complex component (gene LLGL1). The coding region runs from base 1 to 3177 and encodes 1058 amino acids. Gene Ontology annotation, molecular function: myosin II binding; GTPase activator activity. The transcript is spliced from 24 exons. Gene Ontology annotation, cellular component: plasma membrane; cytoplasm; cortical actin cytoskeleton. Gene Ontology annotation, biological process: establishment of spindle orientation; cortical actin cytoskeleton organization; regulation of establishment or maintenance of cell polarity. The record is from RefSeq and is a predicted model, not a curated record. Lineage: Eukaryota; Metazoa; Chordata; Aves; Passeriformes; Pipridae.